AUGGCGGAUGGCGGUGGAGACUCUGAUGUGGUUUCGGGGGUGGUCUCUCCGAUCGACUCUGAUGACGUCAUCACUAAGAAUGAGCAGAUCUACCUUCUGAUUGGUGCAAAGGUGAAGUGUGAGCGAGGCAUCCGGGCGCAGCUAAACUCUGUCAAGGAGAGUGAGUGUGUGCCGGAGUGGGAUGGCAUCAUCUGCUGGCCUCGAGGGAGACCGGGACAGCUGGUCUCUGUCGUGUGCCCCGACUACAUCUACGAUUUCAACCACAGAGGCCAGGCGUAUCGGCAGUGUGACGCGCAGGGCCGCUGGGAGCAGGUGGCCAGCAUCAACCGCACCUGGGCCAACUACACCGAGUGCACCACCCUACUGCUGGCCAACCCAGGGAACCGGGAAGAGGCUGUGUUUGAGCGUCUCCAUCUGAUGUAUACUAUCGGUUACUCAAUAUCCCUCAUCUCCCUACUCGUGGCUCUCCUCAUCCUCUGCUACUUCAAACGGCUGCAUUGCACGCGCAACUACAUCCACAUCCACCUGUUCACGUCGUUUGUGUGUCGGGCGGUGAGCAUCUUCGUAAAGGACGCUGUGCUCUACAGCGUGUCUGAGGAGCUCAAGGCAGACGAGGACGCCGCGGGACAGCGGACACACAUGGUGGGCUGCAAGGUGGCGGUGACCCUCUUCCUCUACUUCCUGGCCACCAAUCACUACUGGAUCCUGGUGGAGGGCCUGUACCUGCACAGCCUGAUCUUCAUGGCCUUCCUGUCCGACAAGAGCUACCUGUGGGCACUCACCAUCAUCGGCUGGGGUGUGCCAGCCGUCUUCGUGUCCAUAUGGGUCAGCGCUCGAGCCUCUUUGGCUGAUACUCAGUGCUGGGACAUCAGUGCUGGUAAUCUGAAGUGGAUCUAUCAGGUGCCCAUCCUGGCUGCCAUUGUAGUGAACUUCUUCCUGUUUCUGAACAUCAUCAGGGUGCUGGCCUCUAAGCUGUGGGAGACCAACACGGGGAAACUGGACCCUCGCCAGCAGUACAAGAAGUUGCUGAAGUCGACCCUGGUGCUGAUGCCUCUGUUUGGGGUGCACUACAUGGUCUUCAUGGCCCUGCCCUACACAGAGGUGACCGGAGUACUGUGGCAGGUGCAGAUGCACUACGAGAUGUUCUUCAACUCGUCACAGGGUUUCUUUGUGGCAUUCAUCUACUGUUUCUGCAAUGGAGAGGUGCAGGCGGAGGUCCGGAAGGCGUGGCUGCGGCGGAGCCUGGCCCUGGACCUGAAGCAGAAGGCGCGCGUCACCAGCAGCACCGGCGGCGGUUACUACGGCGGCAUGAUGAUGUCACACGCCACCUCCGGCACGCAGAGCGUCUGCCUCAGCAUCGGCGCCCAGCAUCAUCACCACGGCCCAAGGGCAUCCCCCUCCUUUCGAGCGGGGGGGUCUGCGGUGCCGGGGCCAAGGGUCAUCAGCCCCUCUGCCCUCGCCCCCUACUACAACAACAACAACAACAACAUCAUCAUCCCUCGCACACCCUCGGUAACCUGCCGGGCUACGUUGCCAACGGAGAUGCAGAGAUGCCCGUCGGCAUGGCGACCCAUCAGCAUCAGCAUCAGGAGUUGGUGCUGA
Molecule: messenger RNA, 1602 nt
Organism: Engraulis encrasicolus (European anchovy)
Lineage: Eukaryota; Metazoa; Chordata; Actinopteri; Clupeiformes; Engraulidae
Gene: pth3r
Product: parathyroid hormone 3 receptor
Biological process (GO): adenylate cyclase-modulating G protein-coupled receptor signaling pathway; cell surface receptor signaling pathway
Cellular component (GO): plasma membrane
Molecular function (GO): parathyroid hormone receptor activity; peptide hormone binding; G protein-coupled peptide receptor activity
Source: RefSeq, a predicted model, not a curated record